Messenger RNA from Bombus impatiens (common eastern bumble bee), 1904 nucleotides. RefSeq names its product probable 28S rRNA (cytosine-C(5))-methyltransferase (gene Nsun5). Gene Ontology annotation, cellular component: nucleolus. Lineage: Eukaryota; Metazoa; Arthropoda; Insecta; Hymenoptera; Apidae. Gene Ontology annotation, molecular function: methyltransferase activity. The record is from RefSeq and is a predicted model, not a curated record. Gene Ontology annotation, biological process: rRNA base methylation.
UUAAAUUUGAUAUUACAAAGUACUAUCUUUUGAUGCGAUAACAUGACCAGCGGAUUCGUGCAUUCCAUCAAAGUUCCAAGACUUUAUAAAUCUGCUGCUAAAAUUGUUCAGGACGUUCGUGAGAAAGGUGGUAGUCUUAAAUCAUUGAUUUAUAGACAAAAACAUCCUAAUGUGUCCGCGAUAUAUUCUUUAUGCCUCAAUACAUUGCAAAGAGAAGAGCAGUUAGAUCAUCUUAUAAAGAAAACUAAUAUAUUAGUGAAUGAACCUCGUUUGCAACCGUGGUUAGCAAAAAUCCUGAUAACAGAAUUACUUUGGGGAAAGAAGGCCUUGAAAACUGAAUGUAAACCUGCUCAAACUAUACUUGCGUAUGAACAAAAAUUUCGAGAAGAAUUAAGCAAUAUUAGUGACAUUGAUGCGGUUCAAAAACCUCAUAAAACAGUAAAAAAAGCAAGAUAUGUUCGUAUCAACACUUUAUUAGUGUCAUUAGAAAAAGGGAUAUCUUAUUUUCAAGAGGAGGGAUGGUCUUUCAUGCCGAAAUGUCCGAGUUAUGUAGAGCAUUUAAAUGUCAUAAAAAAUUUAAAAAAGCCAAAUUUUAUUCAGGAUUUUCAUAUUUCUGAAUUACUUAUUUUUCCACCUGACACAACUUUUCACGAUCACCCUGCUUAUCAAAAUGGAGAAAUUCUUUUACAAGACAAGGCUAGCUGUCUUCCAUCACACCUGUUAAAUCCAGAACCAGGGUCUACAGUACUUGAUCUAUGUGCAGCUCCUGGAAUGAAAUCAUCUCACUUAGCUGCAAUAAUGGGAAAUAAAGGAAAAAUUUACGCAGUGGAAAUUGAUGAACGAAGGUACAAAACAUUAUGUGAACAAGUUAGAAUAACAAAUGCCACUUCUGUAGAGACUGUCAAUAAAGAUGCAUUAAUUUUGAACCCAAAUGAGUAUCCCAAUGUGGAAUACAUUCUAGUUGACCCAACAUGCUCUGGUUCAGGUAUGUUGGAUAGACAGAUAGUGCAUGGCAAUGAAAAAUGUGACCCACAGCGCCUCAAACAAUUACAAGCAUUCCAAGUUUUCAUUUUGCGACAUGCUUUAUUAAAUUUUCCGAAUGUGAAGAGGAUUGUUUAUAGCACUUGUUCUAUUUAUCCAGAAGAAAAUGAGCAAGUAAUAGACGAAAUUCUUGAAAAUGUACAAGACGCAUACAAGCUUUCUUCCGUGAAGGAUUUGUUAAAUCAAAACUGGCUAAACUUCAGUUCAAAGAAAUAUAAUUGUUCAGAUAAAUGUCUUUAUGCCAAUUCUGUCAUAGAUUUGUGCAAUGGUUUCUUUGUGGCUGUAUUUGAACGAAACUUUGAUGUGCCACUACCAGAAUACAAACGAAAAGGAAACGUUGCAUUAAAUAACAGAGAAGUAGAAGAAGUAGAAGAAGUAGAAGCGUUACACCUUGAGAAAGCAAAUACGACACGGAAGAGGAAAAAGCGCGGGAAAAGGAAAGCGAAUCAAGGACCUUCCAAAGACGAAGAAAAGAGUGACAGCACAAGUAUUCUAAACGUUUCUUCUGAUUCGGCUAAAAUCGUCCAAGAAAUAAACAUUGAUAAUGAUAAUGAUUCGUCUCAAAAUGAUGGCUAUGAGUCCUGUCAAAAUGACGACGAUGAGCAUUCUGAGAACGAUAACGAAGUUGCUAUUAAAAAGAAGAAAAGGAAGAUUGAACGAAAGAUUAUGCAGUUGCCUCAUAAAGGUCUCCGACUAUCACUUCAUAAAGAAGUCACAUUACAGAAAAAGAAAAGGAAAACCCUUUAAAAAUAUAACUUAUUAUUCUUGGACGUUUUUUUAUUGUUCUUACGUAAAAUAUAUUGAGAUCUUUUAUAUUGGAUUUGCAAAAACAAUAAAUACAUACUGUUGAAUUAAAGAAAGGA